Spirodela intermedia is the source of this 9020-nucleotide messenger RNA. NCBI's taxonomy places the organism in Eukaryota, Viridiplantae, Streptophyta, Magnoliopsida, Alismatales, Araceae. The record is from the annotation of a GenBank genome assembly.
AUGGGGACACUACAGACAUGGAGGAAGGCCUAUGGGGCCAUCAAGGACUCCACCACCGUCGGCCUCGCCAAUCUCAACAGCGACUUCAAGGUUUCCUACCUCCCCCUUUUCUUCACAUAUAUAUGUCGCUUCUUUGCCUCCCCCCCCUCCCCCUCUCUCUCUAGCUGCCACUCGUGGGCACGAUAAUUUGGUUAUACAUUGGUACGGUCGUGAUGGCGAGCAUGACCGACGCGGUCGCCUGCGCAGGACCUGGAUGUGGCGAUCGUGAAGGCAACGAACCACGUAGAGCGUCCGCCCAAGGAGCGCCACCUAAGGAGUGAGAAUCAGCAGACACUCCCUUUUUUUACAGUAUUUUCCUGCUGUCUUAAUUUUUGUUGAUCCCACUAUUCCAUAAUUUUUUCUGUAAUGCCAACCGUCUGGGGUGGUCAUUCGAAUUGGGUACUUAUUUGGGAUCUUGAAUCCGGUAGCAAGCCCUACCCACGAAUUCUAAGUUCAAAAUAUAUCCAGCAUGUUCGUACCGGCAAUUUUUGAUGGAGGAGGGUUUGACCUCGCUUGAAUUAGGAGGUUCUUUUUCCAGUUCUUGCUGUCUGCAACGGAUCUCUCUCAAAAUUGUAUUCAUUUGUAUCCAUGUAGCCUAUUGCAUCUUCGAUUUAGACUCGUAUAUCAAAAUCCGGGUCGCAUUGUUUUUCACAUUUGUCACUUUUUCUAUUGCGCAGAGAUAUUGGCAGCAACGUCCAUUUCCCGGCCACGUGCGGAUGUUGCAUAUUGCAUUCAUGCACUAGCUAGGAGAUUGGCAAAGACACGGAAUUGGGCAGUAAGCAUUUGUGGAAAUUACAUUCUUUAUUAGUUUCUUCUUCAGGGUUAAUUUUACAGAGUAAUCACUUCUAUAACCUAUACCAGGAAGAGACUUAUAUUCUCUCCUUUUUUCUAAUCGUGAAAAAUGUUUAAACUUUCCCUAUUGCCACCUAUGCUCAUGGAAUUUUAAUAUAUCCACCACAGCUAUCACUUUUAGUUGGCUUUUUCUUGUUCUUACUCUUAAUUAUGCGGAGGGAAUAGCUAAUGAGCAGAGAAACAGCAUGCGGGUUGUUACCUAGUGGAAAGAUUUCCUGUUCGUUUGUGUACUAUCCCAGAAGUUGAUCACUUAGGUACGGGCUAAUCUACUCAAGAUGUAUACACAGUUUUAAAAUGUUUCAAAAUUGUAGAAAUACACCUUUACUACCCUUGAAAAUAGUAAUGAUGUUCAUACGCAUCUUUACUCUAUAGAAAGAGCAUUAAUGAGUUAAAGGAAUGGUCUUCAUCUUGCCUUCUCACAGGACAUGCCACCACAGCUGCAAUCCUGUUGUCUACAUGGAAGGGUAGAGGGGAGAAAUGCAAGAUACGAGACAUUGGGUGCAGAUGAAGGGAAAAGUAAGAUAAGUCAUGGAAAUAACGAAUUAGAGAGAUCGUGAAUAAUCAUUUGGAUCGGAAUAUCGCUGUAUAGAACCUUUGCUACUUAUCAGCCAAUGUCUCCAACAUUGCCUAGGGAAAUCAAUGCUCGAAGGGUCUAUCGUAGAAGGAUUAUCAUGAGAGACUGUAAGAUGGGUUGUGUUCACUUAGUGGUGGGAUAGAUUUUCAAGAAGGAAGCGGUGUAAGGACGUCAAGUGGUUUAGUCAGCUACGCCAUGUGACUCUAUCACUCACAAAACAUUGGACUUCCUUGAUGUCCAAUUAUCUGGCAAACUAGAACGUGUCUAGACUGGUACCAACAAGUUAGAAGAAUAUUUCGUAUCAACUUAGAAAAUUAUUUCGUUGUGUUUGUUGCUAAAUUUUUCAGCUUGAUGUUUGUCCAAUUGUUGUGUUAUAGUGGAUCAAAUAUGGCGAUAUGAAGUUUGACCGUCAUUCGUAAGUUAGGAAAACCUUUGAGGUAUGUGAGUGUAACCUCGGUACCAACAUGUUAUAGCUUCAGACAAGCCACUUGAGAAUUUCGAUGUAGUUUCUGACAUUUCAGAGUUACUUGGCUAAGAGCUCAAUACCUUUCCUAGAGGGUUGAUGUCGGGUGGGGAUCUAGUUGAACUAGAUUUAUGGGAUUAAAUCCUAUAAUGGCGAGACACGAAUUACAUGCUGAAGGUGUACUUUAUCCUAUGUUCUUUCCUAAAUAAGGCUUCUGCUUUACAGAUUUUGCAGUAUUCCCCCCUAAUACCUAUUUGUGUAGUAUUGACUAAUAGCUGCUGGUUGUACUGAAGGAAGGAAGGGAAAAUUAAUCAUUCUAAAGGAGAGUAUUUUCACAAGCAUGAUACCUAUCUCUUAGGUUUUUGACUUUUUUAUGUUUAAUUGGUAAUCUUUGUCUGACGGAUGAUUUUACUUAUUUUAUUUUUGAAAAUGCUGGCUAUUUUUGUAGAUUUGUGCUUGACAGAUGAUUAUAUUUUGAAUAGAGAAGACCUUGGCUUCGAGUGCAUUUGUCUCAUUCAAUUUUCUGCUGUAUAGGUAGCACUGAAGACGCUGGUAGUUAUCCAUAGAACACUAAGAGAGGGCGAUCCUACAUUCCGUGAAGAACUUCUAAAUUUUUCACAGAGAGGACGUGUCAUCCACUUAUCCAAUUUUAAAGAUGAUUCUAGUCCUAUUGGUAAUUCACUUCAUAUGGUUUCAUUAAAACCUCAUAUGCAGAAAUUUUCUGGCUGGUUCUAAAUUAAUGCAUAAAUAAUUUAAUGCUUUCAAGAUGCUUUUUUCAAUGACAAUGCAUUUCACUUUUCAGCUUGGGAUUGCUCUGCAUGGGUUCGUACUUAUGCUUUGUUUUUGGAGGAAAGAUUGGAAUGCUUUAGGCUUUUGAGGUACGAUGUUGAAGGUGAACGUCUUGGAAAACUGUCACAGGAGUCCAUCAAGGUAAUUAAGGAAUCAUGGUUUUCUGUCCAUAUGUCUCGUCGGAUUUUUCUCUCAGCAAGUGUUUCUUAUCUCGGCCUUACUGUGUCACCAGAUUCGAAGUAGAACAAGCACUUUGAAUGGUGAAGACUUAUUAGAACAAUUGCCUGCCUUGCAGCAGCUACUUUACCGUCUCAUUGGAUGUCAGGUGGGUUUCUGGUAAAUUCCCAGCUUAGGUUUUGAAUUGUUCAAUACAUCAGGAACUAGGCUUAGAAGAUACCUAAUUGAACUAACUUAAUUUUCUGGAAUUGUUUUGAUUUUUUUUACUUGUUGCAUACACUCUCAAUGAUGGCUUUUUAGGCUUAUUGUACAUAUAUUCCUUUCUUAGUUGAGCCACUUUCAUCUUCUGAGAGUUAUUUUGUUGUUUCUUUGUUUCCUCCUCGUGUAUCAGUAAACAACAACAUCUUCGUAACUACUGAUCUCACUUUAUUUUUGCAGCCUGAAGGUGCCGCGAUUGGCAAUUAUUUGAUACAGUACGCCCUGGCUCUGGUAAUAUUACUUAUCUUUUGGUUGCCCCACGUGUAUAACGACUACUAGCUUCAAUUAUGCAUGUUAGCUGACUUUCUCAUCUUUAGGUACUUGCUUCUGUGUGUCCUUGUUUGAAAUCGAGGAUUCUACAAAACACAGGCAUUAGCUAUUUACAAAUGACCCUUCUCUUGUAUAUCACUAGGAAGCUGCAGACUCAUAAAGGGUACAGUUACCCAUCAUAGGGUAGUUUGUCUCCAUACCAUUAAAUGUUACAGUUUUUGUGGAAUCAGUUAACUGACCAAGACAGAGAAUUAGGAUUUGAUCCCAUCUUCUUUUUCUGCUCGGGUAUUUCCUUUCCUCUUCUCUCUUUUCAUUCUACAUUUACCAUGUGUCCGGCCUACCUACAACUUUUGCAACUUCUAGACCCAUGUGACUAUUUAUGCUGCUGACUAUAUGCGAUAAUUGACGAUGAGAUUGAACAAUCAGUUGAUCACCCCCCCCCUCAACAUCUCCAAACGAUGUGUGCUCCACAAGGUCUGCCACGUCAUGAUGAACUGAGAACACCUAAAAGACCCAAAAAUUGUUGGACUAGGUACUAACUUAUCAUAGUUGAUAAGUAUUGAUCAUCCCUCAUUAGCAUAGUAGUUCACUAUUAUCUCUGUUUUUCUUCUGGGUGUACCACCUAGUAUUUUCUGUCCCACGUUUCUUCUAUUGGCUCAACUAAUGGUUGAUGGUUGCCAUACUAAAUAACAACUGAUUAGUGUUUUCUUAGAGGCAAAAAACAGAAUGUGAAAUGGUUAAGGCUGGGCUAUGGAUGCUCUAAAUCCUCAAGAUUUUCCACUUCUAGACAUGAUUUUUCUCAAAUUCCAACAAGAAGAAAAGGCUGAUACUACUGUGGAGGACAAGAAACAACCUUGAAAUCUUGUGUUAAAUCUUGAUCCGUUUGUUUUUGUAGAAAUUCAAUAUGUUGUUUCUAACCAUCUUUCCAAAUUUUCGGAUAAAAUAGUCUUAUCGUCCAUUGACCUCUGUUAUUUCUCCAUGUUCCCCUAACUCUUAUGACAUUAUAUUUUGCCUCCAAAAUUUUAUAUUUUUGGAUUCCUGUGGACUAGUUCCUGUACUAGAUUAGCCUCAUUAGGUUUCCUACAUAAACCGGCUCGAACUAGGAUGACACACAUUGUGCCAUAAGGGUCCUUGCCAAGCAGCUGGUAGUUCUAGAAACUAGUUUACUACUGUAUUGAUGGUGGAUUGGGUAAUGUUUUCACGACAAUCUUAUGUUUUUUAUGGAAUCUCUGUCUUCAUAUCAUGUGUGCAUGGGUUUGAGGAAGGGGUUAUUCCGAAUUGUUUUUAUGGUAAGAUUAUAGAAGUACACUGUAAUCCUGAGACACUUUUCGUUGUUUUAGAGGAAAAGAAAUGCUUUGCAGGCAACUUUACUGUUAAUCUAUUCGAUCAAUAUUUUUUGUGUAGAAGACUCCGAACCUAUUUGUAGUAUUUCUAUCGGAUGGCAACAAUAUUUACCUUACUUUUCCUUUGGAAUGCAUAUCAUACUUUGUCUUGGGAUCCAACAAUCUAAGUCACAUUGUGCAGGUACUGAAGGAGAGUUUUAAAAUUUAUUGUGCUAUUAACGAUGGUAUCAUCAGCCUUGUUGAUAAGGUAUUUUCGCAUCUAAUGCAAUUGACGGUACUUCGUUUUUUUGGCACUAGGACGCAUUUGAUGUAGCAAUGUAUAAAUUGAUGUUUCAUGUCAUUCAGGUUUUUGACAUGCCGAAGCAUGAAGCUAUGAAAGCACUUGAAAUCUACAAAAGGGCAGCCCAGCAGGUGGAGUUGUCCCAUGAUUUUUAUGAAAAAAAAUUAUUGCAAUGCCCCUGUAGCUUCUGAGUUAUCUGCUCAAGAAAAAGUUAUACUGAGUAUACUGUCUAAAGAUGGCCCUGACGAGUCCUUCGAUACUAAAGUAUAUGUUUGAUGGUUUUUUCUUACAUUUGCAGACUGGGAGCCUCUCUAAUUUCUAUGAAGUUUGUAGGGGAUUGGAACUUGCUCGUAAUUUUCAGUUUCCAGAUCUAAAAGACGUAAGAUAUUAUACCUCUAAUUCAUUAUGUUUGGGUAAAUUUCACCCGUGAUCAUUGAUCCAUUGAACCGUUUCAUCAUUUUCAGCUUCCAUUGUCGUUUGUGGUAACAGUGGAGGAAUACGUAAGAGAGGCCCCUCGGGUGGUUUCUAUUUCAAGAGAACCAUUGGUAAUUAUUUUCGUGUUCUUAUGUUUUUAUAAUUAUCUUAUUCCGUAUAGAAUACACAGUUUCAGUGGCCGUGGACGUCUAUCACAGUUACUGUUGUUUGAUCAAUUUAUAAUUAAUGAUAACUGUGGGACUUCUUGUCAUUUUUUUUAUUGGCAUUUCGAUAGCCCGUGCAUAUCUCAUCCCAUAUUUAUAUGUGAGAACCCUGGUGAAAAACAAGGCAGAUGCUAGAUUAAUGCAAUUUUGAACAUAUUGUUACAUUGCGGUAAUGUACUUUGUCGGAUCUGGUGCUGCGGAACAAUCUAAAAUAACAAGUUCUUUAAGGGGUAAUUAUGUUGAGGUGAUUAGUCCUGAAUGGUCAUAGAAAGGCCUGAAAUAUCUUGAUGUCCAAUCGAAGAUAUGAUAUUUCAUGUUUUUGCAAAGGCUAUUAUUACAUAGCUGGGUGACGAAAGCAGAUUUUUAUGCAGGGCAAAUUAGAAUUAAAAGUCUUCCUGCAGUUUUAGGUAUUGUUUUUUUGCUUUUAUUGUAAGGUCUCCAUAGUUUAGUUGGUCCGAUUUUGAUGAGGAAUCUUGCCCCAUUGUUCUAGGUGAAUGAAUUAUAUGCAUCGUGUGUCUCAUGAAGUUCAACUUAUGUUUGCAUCUAGUUCUGGUCUACGGGGCCUCUGGUCUCAUCCCUAUAUUAUUUCUCUGUAGGCCUUCUGGACUAUUGUUGGGGUAUGGGCUAGUUUUGGUUAAUUCCGAUCUGUAUCUGGCCCUCUGUAAGACACAUUGAUGUUUGAAAGAAGAGUAAUAGUAGGCUGCACCCUGCAGCUAGGAGAGCAGAUGAGGUGGAGGACAAGGCUGUGAAACCUCAACAGUUGUCCUCUUUAAUUACAAUAUUUACCACUAUUCUGACAAUUUUAUAAAACGCUGCAUUUUAAUAUUUUUUCUGGGUUUGUCCCUUUUCUCCGAUAUCAGCUGAUGAUCCCGGUUAGUCCAAGAGAUUGGAUUUGGAAAACUGGGAACGUUUCAAAUUGGUGGAUGUUGUUCUUUGCAUGAUAUCUCAAAUAUCGUUGCAGUAAAAGAUCUGGCAACUCCUGAGAUCUUGCCUGCACAGGUUAUUGCUGCUGUUGAUGAUAUCAUAGACGACCUCAUAAUCAUUUUGAACUGAUUGCAGAACAAUUGGGCAGAAGUCGACCAAUCAAACUCAAAUCGGCUUAUUUCAGGUUGAUCUGGUCUUGCAAAGGUUGACUAUGAACAAAAUAGAAUUCGUCUAUGAUUAUGGUUUUAUACAAUAAAUAUUGAUGAAUCCUAUUGGGAAAAGUGACCAGACAUUAAAACACGGAACACUAUAGCUCAAAAAUGGAGUGCAGUUCAACCAUAAGUGACUCGGCAAAAGCCCAAAAUAUAUGGCAAUGUCUUGGGUUUGAUGUUUGGGGCUUUCUUAUAAUUAUUGAGAUAGUUGAGCCUAUUUAAAUAAGAAUUAGGCAUCCUAGUUUGGUGACAUCCUUCCGAUUAUUAGGUGGGUAAUGAUGGAUCACAAGGCUCGUACUGAUGCUGGUGAUGCAUCAUUGAUGAAAAUGGAGUAUCAGGCUGAACUUUCGGAUUCGCCCCACGUUUUUUCGUUUGUCAUUCAGCAUAUGUUUUAAGGUGGUUUUGGCCAGUGACACAAUUGGAAGAAGAUACAGGCAAUUCUGAGAAUUGGAUAUUAGAGAUAUUUACGUGGAUGUGGGCAUCUUUAUGGAUCGUUGGUCACCCUGAAGUUGAGUCUUCAUAUCACGCUAUUCCCAAGAAUAUCUAGUACCUGGAAACAGUCGUAAUCAUCAUAAUCUCAAUCUGUUAGCCGAUGUGGAGGAUUGAAGGGACGUGUGUUUCUGGUUAUAUUUACUACGGUUAAAGCGGAUGAGCUGGAACAUAAUGGCUGGCAAGUUGCCGCAUUGUAUGAUCUUUUAUUAUUAAUUGGAUAUCACCUUACUAUUUGUCUUUAUUAUUUAUCAUGGGAAACAAUAUAUGGAUCGUGUUUGUUUCGGAGGAUAUUAUAGUUGACCGAUGCUGAUUGACCUAUUUUAAGCUUUAUGCUAUUAUAGGUCUACCAGAUGAAGACUUCAUUAGUAAUCUCAUAGACUUCUUGUUCUUACGAUUUUAUUACUAUUUAGACGACUUCUGUUUCAAAAGCCAUCAUUUCCACUGGUAAAAUCCCAUCAGGAUUUCAUUCUGAAAACGGCAACGAUUGCCAGGUCCUGUGGUACUAACAAUAUAUUACCUUUAUUUUUUACGAAUAACCGGGAUAUAUUUGCAGAAGAUAAGUGUCGAUAAUCUACUCUGAUUCAGGAAUUCCCAGAGAGGCUUCUUCUGACAUAUAAACCUGAGGAGGCGCCACCACCCGCGGAGGAUACAACAGAUCGACACGUUGAUAAGCCCGUCCCUGCGACGGCGGAGGGUGAAGUUGUGGCUGUUUCUCCUCCGAAGCCGGAAGAAAAUGAUCUUCUGGUUAGUCCUAAAAUCGGCAAGUACUUUUGCUUUUCUGUCUACUAUGCGUUGAGAGGAUAUAAAUGUUUUUUUUUUUUUUUUUUUUUUUUUUUUUGCAGGGCCUGCAUGAAUUCCACCCGGAUGCUUCCUCAAUAGAGGAGACUAACGCCCUGGCUCUUGCAAUUGUUCCAUCUGGUAGUUCACCGCUGAUUCUUCUUUUUUUCAAUUCUUCUGGGACCAUAUGUAUUCUCUUCCUUACUUCGCUUAAUGGACUCUAUCCCUUGGAAAUAUCGGCAGGCACUACCAGCGCCAAUGAUACCAGUCUGAGGGGAGAGAAAGGGCUGGAUCCCACAGGGUGGGAGCUCGCCCUGGUCACCACGCCCAGCAGCAGUAGCUUGCCUGCAGUUGAGAGCCAACUGGUCUGUCUACUCAUCACAUUCAAGUCAUCAUACCGUCGUUUCUUCUUCUUCUUCUUCUUCUUCUUCUUCUCCGUUGCUUUCUUCCCCAAAACCCACCCAGAAGUCCGCUUCUUGUAUUAUAAUGAUUUAGUGCCAUCCUAGGCUGACUUUGCUCAUUGGUUCUCACCUGCUUCCACAUUGUUGUUUGAAUCCAUGGCAUGGCAGGCCGGCGGAUUGGACAAACUCACUCUGGACAGCCUAUACGACCAUGCGGCCUACAUGCCGCAGCAGCCCGUCUACGGCCGGCCGCCGCCGAAUCCCUUCAUGACGGCGGUGGCGCCGGACCCAUUUUCUGCGUCCGGCCAGGUCCCCGCCCCAGCCGGCGUGCAGAUGGCGCUCAUGGCCCAGCACCAGCAGCAGCCAAUGCCGAUGAUGCCGCAGGCGAACCCCUUCCUUCAGCCGGCGUACCAACCGCUGAUGAACUACGGGGCCUCUUCGAACCCCUUUGGCGACGCCGGGUUCGGGCCUUUCCCCCACCAUCCCCCGCAGGCCAAUCCGAAUCCUUUUGGGAGCACCGGGCUGAUCUAG